This is a messenger RNA of Aplysia californica (California sea hare), 1260 nucleotides long. RefSeq lists its product as uncharacterized. The record is from RefSeq and is a predicted model, not a curated record. NCBI's taxonomy places the organism in Eukaryota, Metazoa, Mollusca, Gastropoda, Aplysiida, Aplysiidae.
AAUGUCCUGUCCCACUCCGCCCCCCGCCGCUGCCCCUCCAUGGAGUACAGCAACUGUAAGUGUGUCGUGUCGCCCCACAUGACCUCCCACAAGUCCAGGCCGGACAGAACAGGCCGAGAACUGCUGGUCGGCUUUCUGGGGAGUCUCGUCGGUCUCGGGUUGAGCGUGCCUACGUUCUUCCUGUUCCGGUCAUGGUUACGUCGAUGCCGCAGCCCCGGUGGUUUCAGGUGUAGCAGAAGGGUGAGCAAGGGGAACAAACCUGUCGGGGAACGCACCCGACGCUGGGUUGAUGGUCACAAUAUGCCUGCUGUGGAGACCCCUUACCUCAGGAAAAUGCCGCCUUCCGGUUUGAGCGGCGGAAGUGACGUGCGGAGUGUGGCAAGCGGCAAGACGAACGUGACCAACAUCUACCGGGCCACGUUCAAUGACGACAACAUACAUAGCACAGCGCCCAAGAAAAAUCUGACGACGUAUCGCUCUGGUGCCAAGGACUGGGGCUGAUACUAGUCGGUUGAACAACGAGUCCAUUUUCGUUUUGAUAAUGACAAGAUUUUUCUAUUCUAUCCUCUUUUCAUAGUUUUUCUUUUAUCUUUUAUUUCCGUAUGAGUUUUCAGCACUUAGUUUUAUUCAUGAUAGAAUUGUGAAACAUAUGUCUAGAUUUGUAUUUCGUGCUGUCAACGUUAGUGUUGUUAUAUUGAUCGUAAAUAUUUUGAUAAGUAGUGUUGUAGUUUAUUACAGAAUUAUUACGAGUAUCAUUAUUAUAAUGAUUAUUGUGAUUACCAAAACUAUUACCAUUCUAAUCAAUAUCCUUAAACGCCUAUUGUUGAUGUCAUUAUUAAUAUUACAGUAUUGUAAUUUCCUUAUUUUCCUGCUAGCCUACUGAUGAUUCUUGUGUCCAUAUUUAACUGUAAGAGCUGGCUGCCUUAGAACUACAAAGUUCUAUCUGCUCAGUGCCUAGAUUUGAGAAAUCUGACGUAUAAAAUGUUGAGUUUCACAUCUGUCUCGCUUUUCCUAAUCUGUCCCCGAGGUUUUAUGCACCCCGCAUAAUUUAGCCAAAUUUGAAUCAUUUUUUUGCAUAAUUUCUGAUUAUUUUUCUUUAUCAUUCUUUGUUAAAGUUAAAAUUGACAGAAUCGUGUAAUUUCACAUGUUUGGGCUCAGUUUGAUACUUUAUUAUGAUGAUGAAAGGCAGUGAUUUGACGAAAAACAAACUUUGUUGGAAUCAACUUUUGUCCUCUUCUUUAUUAUUAAAUAGUAUAACAA